Molecule: messenger RNA, 408 nt
Organism: Candidula unifasciata
Lineage: Eukaryota; Metazoa; Mollusca; Gastropoda; Stylommatophora; Geomitridae
Source: the annotation of a GenBank genome assembly
AUGCCUCGGAAGCGGAAAGAGAAAACUGAAAAAGAGGUUUUCCCAGAGAAAUUGCAGAAGCCACAACAGAGAAACGCUGCUAAUGCCAGAGAAAGAUCUCGUAUGAGAGUGUUAAGCAAAGCCUUUUCCAGAUUAAAGACAACGUUACCAUGGGUACCUCCAGACACCAAACUGUCCAAGCUGGACACUCUACGUUUAGCAUCCAGCUACAUUGUCCACCUGAAACAGAUUCUUGAUCACGAAGACAACAUGAUGGCAACUGGUUGUAUACAUCCCGAAAAUUUGACUUGGCCGUUCACAUUCAAUGGCCGUAACACUGAGAGCUGCAACGACAAGGUGCAAGUAGGAAGUAGUGACAACACUGUCUCAAGUGACAGAAGCGAUGACAGCAGCAGCCCAGCCAUCUAA